This is a messenger RNA of Geodia barretti, 1230 nucleotides long. NCBI's taxonomy places the organism in Eukaryota, Metazoa, Porifera, Demospongiae, Tetractinellida, Geodiidae. The record is from the annotation of a GenBank genome assembly.
AUGAAACGCGAAGCCGACUGGGUUGAGAAUGGCCCCGAUGUUCUCCAAGAUUUGUUCGGCAACUAUGUCCCGGCAGACCUGGUAACAGCCGGUGCUUCCUCAGAAGCGAUGGGUAACCUGAUGGACGCUUCUCAAGACAUUGCAUCACGGUUUGAAGGUAUCCGAGACGCGUGGGAAGCGACGCAGUUUACUGGGUAUGGCGAGGCCGUCAGCCUCAUCGCGAAACAUAUUUAUGGACUCGAUGAAUUGACCGGUGAUGCGCUCGCCCUUGCACAAGAUAAAGUAAAAACGAUCCGUACCCCAGGGAAACGCCACCAUAUCUUACACGAUCUCGCGAACCUUGAUCAUAUUCAAACUGACGAUUUCAGCUGGCAAUGCACACCCGAUACCUCCGGUCCUGAUUUCUUUCUCUAUGAUCUUUCGUGGGCAAUAUUCUGUAACGGACAAGUUGAUCCGAGUGCUAUCCACGCCGAAACGGGUGUUGAAGUCAAGGACCUCGCUUCUCUUAAACACGGUAUGGAUGCACUUUUCGCCAAACAUGCCCCGUGUGCUAUCGCCGUAAAAUCGCAACACGCUUACAACCGGACACUCAACUGGAUCAAAAGGAGCGAUGCUGAUGCCUCCGCCGCACUCAAUGCUGUGCUGACACAACCCGCUGCAGACCUUGAUGAAGCGACGCGUCUGUGUCUCGGCGAUUGGUGCUGGGCACGCGGUGUUGAACUCACAAUUGAACACAACCUCCCCUUCAAAAUCCACACCGGUUACUAUGCGGGCAACAACCGGAUGCCGGUGCACCGUAUCCCUGCCGGGAAUAUGUGCGCCUUGUUCUCGGAGUAUCUUGACGCGAAGUUUGUGCUGAUGCACAUCGCUUACCCUUACAACGAUGAACUGGUCGCGCUUGCGAAACAUUACCGCAACAUCUGGGUUGACUUCUGCUGGGCAUGGAGUAUUGAUCCGUAUAGUUCGCGCGACUUUCUUCGCCGGUGCAUUCACGCUGUCCCGUCAAAUAAAUUGUUCGCUUUCGGCGGUGAUACGGGUUGGCCCACGAGUGCGAUGGCGUAUGCGAUUCAAGCACGGAACGAAAUUCGACGUGCCCUUGAAGCCGAAAUCUCGGACGGUUAUCUCACCGAAAAACAGGCGAUGGCACUUGCGACUCGGAUUAUGAACACGAACCAGUACGACUGCUUUGAUGUCCACGGCACCCGCGCGAAUAUAGCGAAAGCAGCGUGA